GUUUUUCUCAAUCGGCAAAUAAUGGCUUCUUCUUCGCUCGUCAGGAGUUGCUCUCGUCGUGCCGUUAGAACCAUAGCCACCACCGCCCGGUUUAUGAGCAACGUACCGGAGAAUACCGUAUACGGAGGCCCCAAACCGCAAAACCCGAACCAGAGAGUCACUCUCACGCAGCUGAGGCAGAAACAUCGCAAAGGCGACCCGAUUACCGUCGUCACCGGUUACGAUUACCCUUCCGCCGUUCACAUCGACACGGCUGGGAUCGAUGUUUGUCUCGUCGGAGAUUCAGCUUCAAUGGUUGUUCAUGGCCAUGACACCACUCUUCCUAUCUCCUUAGAUGAGAUGCUUGUUCAUUGCCGCGCCGUUGCUCGUGGAGCCAAAAGGCCACUUCUUGUUGGUGAUUUGCCGUUUGGUACUUAUGAGUCCAGCACCAAUCAGGCGGUUGAUACUGCAGUUAGAGUGUUGAAAGAAGGAGGAAUGGAUGCUAUUAAACUUGAAGGAGGAUCACCUUCAAGGAUCACUGCUGCAAAAUCCAUUGUGGAAGCAGGGAUUGCUGUUAUGGGACAUGUUGGUUUGACUCCUCAAGCUAUUAGUGUUCUUGGUGGUUUCAGACCACAAGGGAGAAACAUAGCUAGUGCUGUUAAGGUUGUGGAAACUGCCAUGGCUUUACAAGAAGCUGGAUGUUUUUCGGUUGUGUUAGAAUGUGUUCCUCCCCCUGUGGCUGCUGCUGCAACCUCUGCUCUUAAUAUUCCAACCAUUGGCAUAGGAGCUGGCCCUUUCUGCAGUGGACAAGUUUUAGUCUACCAUGAUCUCCUUGGAAUGAUGCAGCAUCCACAUCAUGCUAAGGUGACUCCAAAGUUUUGCAAGCAGUACGCUCAAGUAGGUGAACUGAUCAACAAAGCACUGUUGGAGUAUAAGGAAGAAGUAACUAAACACUCGUUUCCAGGUCCUUCUCACAGCCCUUACAAGAUAUCCUCAAACGACCUGGAUGGAUUCUUAAGCGAGUUGCAAAAAAUGGGAUUAGAUAAAGCUGCUUCUGAUGCUGCUGCAUCAGCUGAAAAGAUGGAGUCUUCAGUUUCACUGUCUUCUCAGUGACAAAGCUCUAGAAAUCCUCUUAGCUUCCCAGGCUCUUCGUUUUGAGUUAGUUAAGACAUGGUUUGAAGAAAUAAAAGUCUCGUUAAUAGGACUUGUUAAGAGUUUUUGCUGGAUAGCAUUUGAUGUGAUAAGAAGAGUUGUAUUUUCAGAAUUCAGUUCAGGGUAAUAUCAACGACUGGUAAGUAAAAUAAGAUAGUUUUAUCUG
This is a messenger RNA of Eruca vesicaria subsp. sativa (arugula), 1297 nucleotides long. Lineage: Eukaryota; Viridiplantae; Streptophyta; Magnoliopsida; Brassicales; Brassicaceae. The record is from the annotation of a GenBank genome assembly.